UGCUUUCCUUCGCGCGAGCAAAGAGGGGGAGGGCAAACAGGCACUGGACAGACCCAAAUCCCCGUAGCUCCAAACAUCCAGAAGCUUCUAGACCAAACCUUCAAACCCAUCGCCUCGGGUUCCGGCCAUGUCGCUCUCGUCGGCGCGCCAGCGUCGUGCCACGGCGGCGUCUCCACCGACCGACGAUGGGUACGCUAAGGACGCCAAGGACAGGAGGCGGCGGCCCGGCGGCGACGGGGACGGUGAGGACGAGGGUAUCAAGUGGUUCCUCCCGUUCCUGGCGCUCGGGCUCCUCCGCCACAUGAGCGCGUCCUCCAACCUGAUCCAUGACUGCGACGAGGUUUUCAACUACUGGGAGCCCCUCCACUUCCUCCUCUACCGCUCCGGCUUUCAGACCUGGGAGUACAGUUCUGAUUUUGCUCUUCGGUCAUAUUUGUACCUUUUUUUUCACGCUCUUGUAGCUGGGCCUGCUUCACUGAUCUUUGGUGAGAAUAAGGUUCGUGUGUUCUACUCAUUGAGAAUCUUUCUUGGUCUCAUUUCAACUAUUACCGAAACUGUUCUGGUGGUUGCUCUUUCAAGAAGAUAUGGGAAGCGACUUGCUUGUUAUGUUCUUGCAAUGCUAUGCUUAUCCAGCGGUUGCUUCUUUGCCAGUACCAGUUUCUUGCCAAGUUCAUUCUCCAUGUAUGCAGUAACACUUUCAUCUGCACUCUUCCUUCUUGAGAAAUAUGCUGGUGCAGUCUCAGUUGCAGCUGCUGGAGUGAUCCUUGGUUGGCCUUUCUCAAUUUUGGUUUUCCUCCCUGUUACUGUUUAUUCUCUAAUUAGAGGAUCUUUUAGAAGGGUUUUUCUAUCUGGAUUUUUUACUUCACUGUGCUUUCUUGUUCUUUCGUUUGUUGCUGAUUACUACUGCUAUGGUCGACUGACAUUCUCGGUGUUUAAUCUUCUGAAAUAUAACGUUCUUGGUGGUGGUGAAAGUCACUUGUAUGGAACCGAGGGGCUUUCAUUUUACUUCAGGAAUGGAUUCAAUAAUUUCAAUUUUGCCUUCAUCCUGGCUCUUCUUUUCUUGGUGGUUGUACCAUUUGCAAGAAAGAAAUAUGCUCCUGAUCUACUGAUAGUUGUCUCUCCUGUCUAUAUCUGGUUGGCUUUCAUGUCUUUGCAGGCACACAAAGAAGAAAGGUUUCUCUAUCCAAUUUACACAUUGAUAUGUGUUGCUGCCGCAGCUGUUAUUGAUAGCUUACCUGAUCUUUUCCAUGACAAAUAUUCAUCUGAUCAGUCUAUUUUUGAAAAGAUAGCGAAGGGUCUGCGUCCUUUGAUCCUUGGUUUCAUUUUGUGUGCUUCCCACAGCCGAACAUUUUCCAUGUUAAAUGGAUAUGGUGCUCCCCUGCAGAUCUAUCAGCAUCUAGAACAUCAUGAUGACACUGGGCCCGGGUCUAUUCUCUGUGUUGGAAGUGAGUGGCAUCGCUAUCCAUCAUCGUUCUUCAUACCCUCCUAUAUCAGUGAAGUUCGGUGGAUAGAUGAUGGCUUCCGUGGAUUGCUUCCAUUUCCCUUCAAUGAGACCCUGGGUGGAACAACUGCAGCUCCGUCAUACUUCAAUAACAAGAACAAGGCUGCUGAAGGGCAAUAUCUUAAAGACAUCGGAGCAUGUACCUUACUGGUGGAACUUGAUCUAAGACGGCCUUAUCCCUCACGCGGGAGUGACUUGUCAAAGUGGGAGGCACUGGCCGCACUACAGUUCCUGGAUAGAGAGCUUUCCCCUGCACUAUACCGGUCCUUCUUCAUACCAUACCGAUGGCAACAAAACAACGUGUUCGGCCUGUACAAGCUACUGAGGAGGUUGCAUCCUGACCAUGCGUGAUCAAGAGGCGUGUGGGGUUUGCUUCAAUGAGCUUAAUCACGUGAUUUAUUUUACCAAACAGCUCAUUAAAUUUGACUGAUAUAGGUUUUCUGAUCCGAAUGGGUUUUCCUAGUGGGUAAUGGUGAACCCGAUUUUCUCCCACUGAUCGUCCCACCAUACAAUACAGAACCAGAUUACGAGCUGUAUAACUGAAUUAGCCCCUUGACGAGGACGAGAGUUGUGAACUGCUGAUGUAGUGAUGUUCGAGGAGAAUCAUGUUUGCGGGCGCUGGUCAGUUGUGUUCUGAAACUGCUGUUUUUGCCAGUUGUAACUUGUUUGGAUUGUUUGUUAAAUCAAGGCCCAUGACAGACUGAUGGAUUAGCGAUUAAUUCAUGGAACCAACAUCAUUGAGAUUUAUA
Messenger RNA from Sorghum bicolor (sorghum), 2250 nucleotides. RefSeq names its product dol-P-Man:Man(6)GlcNAc(2)-PP-Dol alpha-1,2-mannosyltransferase. Gene Ontology annotation, biological process: protein N-linked glycosylation. Gene Ontology annotation, cellular component: endoplasmic reticulum membrane. The coding region runs from base 128 to 1852 and encodes 574 amino acids. The record is from RefSeq and is a predicted model, not a curated record. Lineage: Eukaryota; Viridiplantae; Streptophyta; Magnoliopsida; Poales; Poaceae. The transcript is spliced from 10 exons. Gene Ontology annotation, molecular function: alpha-1,2-mannosyltransferase activity.